Molecule: messenger RNA, 3070 nt
Organism: Mugil cephalus (flathead mullet)
Lineage: Eukaryota; Metazoa; Chordata; Actinopteri; Mugiliformes; Mugilidae
Product: calpain-1 catalytic subunit-like
Exons: 22
Coding region: 127-2223 (698 amino acids)
Biological process (GO): proteolysis
Cellular component (GO): cytoplasm
Molecular function (GO): calcium-dependent cysteine-type endopeptidase activity
Source: RefSeq, a predicted model, not a curated record
GUAGCCGCAGGCGUGCAGGGUCUCUAUAUAAACACCGGUGCUUCUUCCCACACACUCGCAGAUCCAGUUAGUCUUUGCACUUUCUAGCUGUUGGAGGUGGGAUAAAGUAUUUGAUAAUCAGCCAAGAUGCCUGCCCCCGGUGUGUGCAUGAACAUCAUCAGUGCGCGUCACAGGAAAGAUGGUUAUGGGAUUAUCACCAACCCUGAGAGGUUCCUCAACCAGGACUACCAGCAGCUACAACAGUACUGCAACAUCCGACGAGUAAGGUUCAUCGACGAGAUGUUUCCGCCUGACAGAAAUUCCAUCGGACUGGAGAUACUGAAACCUUCUGACCUGGCCCGAGUGGAAUGGAAGAGACCAGGGAAAAUCGUUCCCAACCCAUCUUUUGUCGUCGAUGGAGUCUCCAGGUUUGACUUUGGUCAAGGCUUAGUGGGAAACUGCUGGUUUUUGGCAUCUAUCGGAUCUCUGACUUUCACGAAGGACAUCCUUGGGCAAGUUGUUCCUCUUGAGCAAAACUUUGAUGAAAACUACUGCGGGCUGUUCCACUUCAGGUUCUGGAGGUUUGGAACAUGGGUGGAUGUCGUCAUUGAUGACAAGCUCCCAACAAUCGAUGGGAACCUCAUCUUUGUCCACUCCAAAGACCCUCAUGAGUUCUGGCCUGCUUUGCUGGAAAAAGCUUAUGCCAAGGUGUGCGGUUCCUACUCGGACAUGAAUGCUGGAACUCCUGCCGAAGCUUUGGUGGACUUCACUGGCGGGGUCCACAUUUGUAUCCAGCUGUCAGACCCUCCUCAAAACCUGUGGGAAAUGAUGUGCAGAGCUGGCAAAUCAAAGUCAUUGAUGGGCUGUGGCACACCGCAGGGUGAGACAUCUGCCAACACCGUGCAAUUCAAUGGACUGGUCCAAGGCCAUGCCUACGCUGUCACAGGAGUUAAAGAGGUGAUUAGCCAAGGACAGUUGGUAAAACUGGUGCGUUUGUGGAACCCCUGGGGCUCAGUAGAGUGGAAAGGAGACUGGAGUGAUCAGUCACCUUUCUGGAAAACUGUGAGUCCUCAAGAUCGAGACCUGUGCCUCUCAGUCCGUGAUGAUGGGGAGUUUUGGAUGACUCUGCAAGACUUCUGCAAGAACUACAUAGAUCUUGACAUCUGCUGCCUGUGUCCUGACUUCCUUGACGGCAGCUCCUCUUGCCACUGGAAGUCUUCCAUCUAUGAGGGCAGAUGGGUUGCGGGAACCACUGCCGGAGGCUGCAUGAACAACCUUGACACCUUCUGGACUAAUCCACAGUACCGGGUCAAGAUUGACAAACUGGCUGGUGAAUGUGCUGAGACACAGGGUGAUAAUAACAUGCUGGUGUCCCUCAUGCAAAAACCUGACAAGAGGAACAGACGCAUGGUUCAGAACCUCCACAUCGGAUUCUCUGUGUUUGAGAUCACUGGAGAGUACAUGGGGCAGAAUGGAAAGUUUCCAGCCUCCUUCUUCAGGAUGAACAAACCAGUCGGCCAAAGUAAAACCUUCUUAGAUGCACGUGAGGUGAUGGAGCUCAUGGCCCUGAAGCCUGGUGAAUACCUGAUAGUGCCGUCCACUUUUAAUGUCAAUGAGACAGCCUCCUUCAUCCUGACCAUCCUCUCCAAAGCAGAGACCCACAUCCAUGAGAAUUCUGGUGGCCAUAACCACGAACACGAGGAUGAAGAGCCCGUUCUAACCGGAAAGCGUGAAGGCGAUGAAGAUAAGAGAACCCUGUUUCGUCAGUUCUCUGACAAGUACGAAGAAGUGGAUGCAGAGCAGCUUCAGGGGCUCCUGAAUAAUAAAAUUCUGAAAGGAGACUUGAAAUCUGGAGGCUUCAGCAUCGAUGCUUGCCGCAGCAUGGUUGCUCUAAUGGAUACGUCCAUCACAGGGAAACUGAAUGGAGAAGAAUUUGUCCGUCUUUGGAACAAGGUUGUGACAUACAAAGACAUAUUCUACAGGACUGAUGUUUCACAAACAGGGACACUGUCACUGAGUGAGCUGAGGAAUGCCAUCAUGGCUACAGGAAGGAAGAUGAGCGAUGAAAUGCUGAAUCUGAUGGCUCUGCGUUACGGCGCCACCUCAGGACAUAUAACACUGGAGAGCUUUAUCAGUCUCGUGAUCCGCUUGGAGUGCAUGUACCAAAUCUUCAAUCAGUUGUCUGACGGAAUGGCCGUGACUCUUCGUGAACCAGAGUGGAUGUAUCUUUCGAUGUACACUUAACCUGAAGGAGAAGGCGAAUUGCAGGAUUGGAAGAUAUAAAGAAAAUUAUGUACAAAAUGCCAUAUUGAUUAUUUUGUUAAAAAUCAUAUCUACAGUGGCCAUUGUCAAUUUUGCUCAACUGUCACAGUAUGACUGCAUCUAAUGAGUGUGUGGUCAUCCUAACUGAGGUUACAUUGAAAUGUUACUUUUGUUACAAAUACUAGUACUAAUAAAACAACAUAUUUUUUGAGUAAAACUUUUUUUGUGAGGUAUAUUUGAUGAACACAAAACUUCUGUUAUCAUUAAUCACAUGUGUUUUUACACUUAAAAGUGAAUAUGUAGCCAAAAAAAUUUACCCUUUGAAUUUUGUUAUUACUGUUCUUCCUACUGUCCAUUCAUUUAAGUGGGUUUGUAGUAUUACCUGUUUUACUGUAAGGUGGUGGACUAUAUCUGUGCAUUCACACCAGCUGUUGAGUAUACUGAGUAUAUUAGCAUCAAGUUAGGAAUAGACUUGUCCUCCCUCAGGAUAAAUCGUAAUCUUUGUAGGGAUCUCUUCACCUUUCAUCUAACAUCAUCACCAUAGUCAAAUGUUUGCAUGGCCUCUUGGUAAACUAAAAUGUCGGUCAUGGUAAACGUUUCACCUGAUAAAUAUUAGGCAUUUUAUAUUGAAAAUAUGAACAUGUUGACAUUUAGUUCACAUCACUACUGUCUGUCUGUAUGUGCUCCAUCACAGGUUGUCAUGGCUGUGACCUACAUUCUCUGAUGCGAUACUUGUAUUUUUUAAGUGCUUACUGCAACUUUACAUCUGCAAUUUGACCUUUUUUCCCCACUCACUUUGUACUUAACAAAAUAAAGAUAUUCAAACAGU